Hevea brasiliensis (rubber tree) is the source of this 1331-nucleotide messenger RNA. Its product is annotated as ABSCISIC ACID-INSENSITIVE 5-like protein 2. Lineage: Eukaryota; Viridiplantae; Streptophyta; Magnoliopsida; Malpighiales; Euphorbiaceae. Gene Ontology annotation, biological process: positive regulation of DNA-templated transcription. Gene Ontology annotation, cellular component: nucleus. The record is from RefSeq and is a predicted model, not a curated record. The coding region runs from base 251 to 1060 and encodes 269 amino acids. Gene Ontology annotation, molecular function: DNA-binding transcription factor activity. The transcript has 3 exons.
UUAUAGUUUUUUUUUUUUUUUUUUUUUUAAUUGAUAGCUUUUAUGGAAUGCAAAUGUUUGUUCUUAGUCUGGGAGUGGACAAAUGCUGAUCUGAGAUUUUUUUUUUUCUCUUGUAAGAUUCAAUGCAAGUAUUACUUCCUAAAUAUGCCGUGAUAACUGUAGUAAAGAAAAAGUGUUUUGAGGGUUUGUAGAAAUUAUUUUGUGAUUUUAGGUUUCCUUUUUCAGAUCAAGAUAGGUUUUGGGAAUAGAAAUGGGGAUUCAAACAAUGGGAUCUCAAAGUAAUGGCCAACAAUCUCAUCUACAGCCAUGUCAGUUGACGAGGCAAAAUUCCUGGUAUAGCUUAACUCUUAAUGAAGUGGAAAACCAAUUAGGAAAUUUAGGAAAACCUUUGGGCAGCAUGAACCUGGAUGAGCUUCUUAAAAAUGUAUGGAGCAAUGAGGAAAAUCAAUCAAUGGGGAUGGGCAUUGAAAAUACCUCCGCAUCUUCCCUUCAGCGGCAGGCCAGCCUAACAUUGGCUAGGGCUUUGAGCGGCAAGACAGUGGAUCAGGUUUGGAAGGAGAUUCUGCAAGGGCAGAAGAAGAGGUUUGGUCAUGACAUGAAAGCUCAGGAAAGAGAAUCUAUACUUGGUGAAAUAACUUUGGAGGACUUCUUGGUACAGGCAGGGCUUUUUACUGAAGCAUCAUUAAGUCCCUCUAUGGAAGUGGUCUCUGUUGAUGUGGUGGGCUCUCAGUGUUUCCCACAGAAAAUGGUCUUGUCCCCAUCAUCAUCAAGAGGCAAUUUAUCAGAUACAACAGCAUCAGGAAGGAAAAGGGAUGCCCCAGAUGCUCUUGAGAAAAGUAUAGAGAGGAGGUUGAGGAGAAAGAUAAAGAACAGGGAAUCUGCUGCCCGUUCACGGGCUAGAAAACAGGCUUAUCAUAAUGAGCUGGUGAGCAAAGUAUCACGUUUGGAGGAGGAGAAUAUAAAGCUGAAGAAGGAGAAGGAAUUUGAGAAGAUGUUUCCAUGCGAACCUUCACCAGAUAUGAAAUAUCAGCUUAGAAGAACGAGUUCAGCCUCCUUCUGAUACUUGUUUCUUAAAUGAGAGUUUUGUAGUUCUUACACCACAGCUGCUCCUGGGUUAAGAGGGGAAACUAUAUAUGGGGAUUUUAUCAGCAAGUUCCUUUACUCCAACUGCUGAUGUGACUCCACCCUGCCCUCCAUUAGGCUUUGGUUCCAUGUAAAUCCAAGGUUAGCUUGACAUUUUAUACAGCACAAAACGUGCUAUGUUCAUAUGACUAUAUUUUGCCUUGAUUAACUUGAAAUUGAAAUUGGAAGUGAAGAAACAUUUGGCUUUA